GGAGCUGGAGGUGUCUUCCCUCCGCUAAUUGUUGUGUACAACAUAAUUAUAGUUUUUGCUGAGCUGUAGAUCUAUAGAGCUAUGAAACUAAAAACAAGUUUCUCCACCUUGUUAUUUUUUAUGUUUGUCAAUGCUCAAGGCGACAUCACUCAGAGUCAGAGUAGAGACGACAAUGAGAUUACGGUCAACUGUGUGUCCUUUGGAAAUAGAGAGAUUGAGAUUAGAGUAGUCAGUCUCCAUGUUGAUGGUUCGAAUGAUACUGAAAUAUUUGUCGAUGAGUCUACUAGUAUCACAGAGGCUACAUUCACCGUAAUUCCAUCAGUUGAGAAGGCUGCUUAUUGUGAAGUUGGUGGUAUGUCCACAGAUUUGGUAUAUUUUGGAGUAAUACCUGUUCUGGAACCAACUGUAACAAGACUUCUUGCGAUUGUCGAAAGUGUACAUACACUAGUAUGUCCUUAUGAACUAGGCACAGCAAGUGAUCAUAUUCGCCCCUACCAUCACAUCUGGUUUAAUACAUAUGUGUCAAACAAUGUAAUCCCAGGAGAGUUUAGUCAAACACUGACUAUUUCUAUUACAAGGCAGUCACCUGAUGUCACUACCUAUACCUGUGCUCUGAGGAUGCAGGAAUGCAGUGCAUGUGAACAAGUGGUCGAUUAUCCUGCUUUGAAUAGACCACAAUUUCAAUUGACUAAAGUUGUGCCACUUUCAAUUGAUGUUGCCCUUGUUACUCAAACUGUGUCUGCUGGUUCUCCUGUCACCUUUGAGUGUGCUGCCGAGGGAACGAGUGUAGAGAUCCAAUGGCUAUAUAAUGGAGAUACCUACACUGCUGACGAUACAAAUGUAACCACCUCCUGCAUAGACUCGGCUUAUGUUCGGAGCAUAUUAGAAUUAUCGUCCCCUUCCAGCAGUGGAUUUGUUAUUUGCAUUUUUCAUCAAUCGUUUGAUGGUACCAUUUCAUCACUGAACAACAACAACAACUUUGACAACAGUUUACCAGAACAGAUCACAAGCUCUACUGCACAGCUUAUAGUAACAACCUCUAAUGCCAUUACUAUGCCUACUAAUUCUACUGCAACAGGUAUUAUAUAA
This is a messenger RNA of Halichondria panicea, 1089 nucleotides long. RefSeq lists its product as uncharacterized. The record is from RefSeq and is a predicted model, not a curated record. The transcript has 3 exons. Bases 82 to 1089 code for a protein of 335 amino acids. Lineage: Eukaryota; Metazoa; Porifera; Demospongiae; Suberitida; Halichondriidae.